CUUUAUCAACUUUUAUAUUUUAUAAAUUUAUAUUACAUUUCCUCACUCCACAAAAAAAAAAAUAACUAAAAAAGGACUAAAUGCCAGACUCGACAGCCAAACUGCGCACGCAAACCACACCCGAGAGACAAGCCUCGCAGUCAUCCAUUGGCGACUCCUUGGAUGUUGUUGUUCUCGAAUCAUCGCCUACACGUCCCGGUUCCUCCCAGGUAUCACGCUCAACCAAGCAGCAGCAACCCUCCACAUCCGCUUCGCGUCUCAGCUCUUUCUACUUUCGCGGCACCGCCACCCCAGCGGACAGCUCCACGGUCUUCAGCUCGCCCGCAGCUCAAUCGAUGUCAUCGGCAUCGUCUGCUUCGUCGCUAGUGCAGGUUGGAUCAGCGGGUGCGUCACAGGUCGAUCUGACCAAAAUGGCCAUUUCGCAGCCCCAGGAAGAUGAAGUCCAACAAGAUAAGCCGAGGGAUUUCAGCCAGAUCGUGGGCCAAUUCAAAUGGUCCGGCGCCUCUGUUGAUGGCGAUGAUGCCACGCCACGGUCGAGGAAACGGUCGCUGGUGGAUGUGCGCCAGGAGACCAGCCGAAAGCGACCCACGCCUGUGGCCGUUCUUUCAGACAGCAGCAGCAGUGAUGGCGAGAGCGUGAGCCGUGGCCCACGCCGUGGCAGGUUGCAGCGUGGUGCGCGUCCGUCUUCUGCCAUUAUUGUUUCCGAUUCGCGCUCGCCGUCGCCGGCGCCGGCAGCCAUCACCUCGGCGCGGCGGACACUGGCGCGGCGCGGCGCUGCUGCUGCACAGGUCAUUGGCGAUUCCGACGAGGACUCGGGCGACGAUGCCGGAGCCGGCGGCUUUGAGCGCGCAUACGCGUCAAUCGACCCGCAUGUCAUGCGGCUGUUCAACACGGGCACGGCCGCGGAGCUAAUGGAGAAGACAGGCGCGUCAGUGGCCGAGGCGCAGAUCGUCCUGGGCUUGCGGCCAUUCCGCGAUGUCGACGCGGUGGAGCAGAGCCUGCGGCGCACAAAGGGCGUGCGGCUGGCCAUGUUCAACCAGUUCCGCGACAAACUGCUGGGCCACGCGGAGGUUGAGGAUGUCAUUGCGCAGUGCGCCGGCGCGAUGCGUGCGGCCGGCGUCCAGAGCAACGAGAAGACCGGUGCCAUUGGCUUCUCGGAGGCCGUCGGGCUGGAGCAGCCGCGGAUGAUCGACCGGGCGUUUUCGCUCAAGCAUUAUCAGCUGGAAGGCGUCGAGUGGCUGACGUGCUUGCGGGAUGCCGGGGCAUCGGGCAUUUUGGCUGACGAGAUGGGGCUGGGUAAUUGCUUUGUGUGCCGCGGCAUCGAGCAGCAGCGGGUGUCCGGGCCCAGCCUCGUCGUGUGUCCGUCGUCGACGCUGGAAAACUGGAUGAACGAGUGCCGCCGGUUUGCCCCCGGCCUGCGCGUCGUUGCGUACUACGGUCGCAGGCCGAGCGCAUACGACUCCUCGUACGACCUCAUGGUGACCACGUAUAAUGUGGCGACAGGCAACAAGAUGGACCGGAUGUUUCUGAAGCGCCGGCCGUUCGACUCGCUGAUCCUGGACGAGGGCCAUAUGGUCAAGAACUGCAUGAGCUCGCGGUACAAGUGGCUGAUGCAGAUCAGGACGCCCUUUCGCCUGCUGCUGACCGGCACGCCGCUGCAGAACAACCUGCAGGAGCUUGUGUCCUUGUUGACCUUUAUUUUGCCGCAGGUUUUUGCCGAGUCGCAGCCGAUGCUCAGCCACGCCUUUAAGAACAAAGCGUCGGCGGCAGCGCCAGCCAGUGGCGCAGGGAAGAGGGCGGAGUCGGAGGACGGCGAUGGCGCUCAGACGCCGACUGUUGCCGCUGGCGCCAGUGGUGCCGUGGGCCCUGUUGAGGCACAGCAUAUUGGGCAGGCCAAGACGCUUUUGCGGCCAUUUGUGCUUCGCCGCCGCAAAUGCGAUGUGCUCGGUGAUUUGCCUAGCAAAACCGAAAUCAUCGUGCGCAUGGAUCUGACGCCCACACAGCGCAGGCUCUACGACUCGAUUGCGGCGCCAGCGCAGCAGGGCGGAAUCCAGCGGCUGGUGCGGAUGGAGGAUGCCUCGGCUUUGCUGGACACGGCGGGGGCGACGAAUAAGCCCGGGAGUAAUAGCAGUGGGAAUAGCUGGAUCAGUACGUUUAUGGACAUGCGCAAGGUGGCCGACCAUCCGCUUUUGCUGCGCAGCCAGUAUUCGCGCGACCAGCUGCGCGAAAUGGCCAAGAAACUGAUGCGCGAGCCGGAUUAUGCCGAGGCCAACCUGCAGUAUAUCCUGGAGGACAUGGAGUAUGCACUCUGCGCCAAGUACCCACGCCAUAUGCGGCCAUAUAUGCUCUCUGACUCUCUUCUGUUGGAUUCGGCCAAGGUCAUUAAGCUGCGGGAGAUCGUCGAUGAGUGUGUGGAGCGCGGGGAGAAACUGCUUUUGUUUAGUCAGUUUACAUCGAUGCUCAAUGUUCUCGAGUCGGUGUUCAAGGUUUGGUCCAUCGACUAUUGUCGCUUGGACGGCCAGACCAAGGUUGAUGAGAGGCAGACUAUGAUUGAUGAGUUUAAUCGGCCUGGGAACAAGCUGCCGGUGUUUUUGCUUUCGACAAAGGCCGGUGGAUUUGGGAUUAAUUUGACAUCGGCAAAUGUGGUGGUGAUUUAUGAUGCCGGGAACAAUCCGUCGGAGGAGAGGCAGGCGGAGGAUCGUGCGCAUCGUGUUGGGCAGACGAAGGACGUGAGAGUAUAUAAGUUUAUUGGAAACGAUACGAUUGAUGAGGUUAUUUGGGAAAACGCAAGUCCAAAUUGCUUGUUGAGCACAUGUUUUGAUAACCUUUUUCCAACCAUUUCGUUUAUUUAA
Molecule: messenger RNA, 2852 nt
Organism: Kickxella alabastrina
Lineage: Eukaryota; Fungi; Kickxellomycota; Kickxellomycetes; Kickxellales; Kickxellaceae
Product: P-loop containing nucleoside triphosphate hydrolase protein
Exons: 7
Coding region: 81-2852 (923 amino acids)
Cellular component (GO): nucleus
Molecular function (GO): DNA binding; ATP-dependent chromatin remodeler activity; ATP binding
Source: RefSeq, a predicted model, not a curated record